GCUGUAUUCCCGACCGUCACUGACACGCAUUUUCAUUGUCUUUUUUGCGAAACGGAACAGCUAACCGGAAUUAGUUAGUCAAUUGUAGAUUUCGUUGCGAAUUAUUACUCAGGACUAAUCAGGCUAAGGCCAGACAAUGGAGGUGGACGAGGAAGAGUUCGAGGUACCUUCAAGCAGCAGUAAGGGCGAGAAAAAGCGGUUCGAGGUGAAAAAGUGGAAUGCCGUUGCUUUGUGGGCCUGGGACAUUGUGGUGGAUAAUUGCGCCAUUUGCCGCAACCACAUCAUGGACCUAUGCAUAGAGUGCCAGGCGAAUCAAGCAUCCGCCACUAGUGAAGAGUGUACCGUGGCCUGGGGCGUUUGCAACCAUGCUUUCCACUUCCACUGCAUCUCUCGUUGGUUGAAGACCCGCCAGGUAUGCCCGUUGGACAACCGCGAGUGGGACUUCCAGAAGUACGGCCACUAAAAUUGAAUUCCUCAAGGAACUCCUGAUGAAGCAGCCUUAAAUUUCCCUGAAGUUCACACCAAAUCAUCCUGUAAACAUCCAAGCUUGAACUCUUUUUUUGUUAGAACUUCCUUUUCUGUUCCUGCAAAUGGUACUUCCAGAAGUAGGAAAUCCUCAAGGAUCUUUGGAUUCCUUUGUUAACCAACCGUGAAAGCUGCUUCAUCAGGCCAUUUAAAUUAUAUACCUUCGUAGACGUUAAGCAAACGGAUCGAAGAAUUUGGUAUCCUUCACAUCGGUAUCCGGAUUCUCUGAUUCCCCGACAAGCCGACAUUUUUGUAACGCAUUAAAUAAAAGCUGAAUAAGAUGGAGAAAA
Messenger RNA from Drosophila eugracilis, 815 nucleotides. It is a transcript of the gene Roc1a, whose product is annotated as RING-box protein 1A. The transcript is spliced from 3 exons. Gene Ontology annotation, biological process: ubiquitin-dependent protein catabolic process; protein ubiquitination. Gene Ontology annotation, cellular component: nucleus; cullin-RING ubiquitin ligase complex. Lineage: Eukaryota; Metazoa; Arthropoda; Insecta; Diptera; Drosophilidae. The record is from RefSeq and is a predicted model, not a curated record. Gene Ontology annotation, molecular function: cullin family protein binding; zinc ion binding; ubiquitin protein ligase activity. Bases 137 to 463 code for a protein of 108 amino acids.